UGCGCUGGACAAGACCUACACUACCGCAGGAUAAAGGUGCCGAGACUGUUUGGAAACCACCCGCGUAGACGUCAUGCGAUACUCGAGCACAUCGUUUUCGGUAAAUCACAUCGUCUUGACCGGACUGACCUGGUUGAACGUUGCGGUUUCACCGGCCAACACGGCGACACCGGCUCCCAAGACCACCGCCUUCAGCUUGUGGUUCCACACGGCUCCUAGAUAUCCGAAAAACCGAGACAUGAAAAUCGAUAAGCUAGACCGACUCAUCGGAUCCGACUACGACGACAUGUGGAUGAGCAAAUCCACCAUGAUAACGGCACAGGAAAAUUCUACUUCGGCCAUAUUCGAUUUCGACAUGUCCGCACCACCCACACCGGAUGCUAUUCAACUGCCCGAACAGCUUCCGGUCCAGUAUCAAGAACUGAUGCGCAAUUGGCUGGUGCGUAGGGGUUCGUGUCCCGUCGAAUAUGUCUGGACGGACUUGGGCAAGUCGUUUUGGCCCAGAUGGAUCAAGAAGGGUCGGUGUGGCCGUUCGGAGACCAUGAGCUGUAGCUGGCCGCCCGGCAUGUCUUGCAUCCCGUCGUCCAUAAGGGUGCUGAACCUGUUAAGAUGGCAUUGCUGGUUGAAAAACAGAAAAAACAAAAAGAGAAAGCAACUGAGAAAAUCAUCGACAACGGUUUCGGCGAUUGAAGAAACAACAGAAAACGGGAAGAAGUCCAAGCUCAAAAAUGCCAAAAAGAAAAUCCGGAAGAAGUACAGAUGUUUGUGGAUAAAAGUUCCUUAUCCGGUUACUGAAGAUUGCACGUGUUCGUGUAGAAAAUUGAACGAUUAAAAUCAUUUUUUUUAUGUAUCUGUAAAAUGUUUGUACAUAAUAUUAUUAAUUAUAUUAUUAAUAAUA
Messenger RNA from Adelges cooleyi (spruce gall adelgid), 898 nucleotides. RefSeq names its product noggin-2-like. The record is from RefSeq and is a predicted model, not a curated record. The transcript has 4 exons. NCBI's taxonomy places the organism in Eukaryota, Metazoa, Arthropoda, Insecta, Hemiptera, Adelgidae. The coding region runs from base 74 to 832 and encodes 252 amino acids. Gene Ontology annotation, biological process: negative regulation of cell differentiation; dorsal/ventral pattern formation; osteoblast differentiation.